AUGAAAGAUCUGAGCGAGCCUCCUUUGUUCUUCAAUGAAGAGAAUAUGUAUUCUACCCUUGAGCUUUAUGUUUCUGACGAACUAGAAGAAAUCAAGAGGAAAACAAAGUCGUCCGUUUUGAAGCUCUUCAAGCUUUUGAGGGAAAAGAUCUAUCAAAAUGACGACAAUCUCAAAAUCUUUUUGAAGCAUGUAGUGAUUGAAGGCAUCAAGACAUCGCCUCAUCAGAUCGUAUCAUCUCCCACUGAAUUUAUUUUAUCCUGCAGUCAGGUCCUUGCAUACAGCGGCACCUUGUACAAUUGGAGGAACUUUCAAGCGAUCCCGAAAGUUGACAUUGAUGUCAUACAAUCUUUUGUCAUUGAGAGACGAAUCCACAAUUCGUUUGCUUUUGCUCCUCGACACUGCUACACGAAAAAUUACCCUGAAAUUCGAAGCCAUGUUGCUCAAAGUCAAAAUCCGGCGCUUCUUGUCAAAAAGGAUCACCAAUUUGAUGCUUUGAUGGCCUUCAUUUUGGAAACCAGCACGACAGCAUUGUUUGAUGUUGGAGCUCUUUUGAAGGAUCACUCCAACACCAA
Molecule: messenger RNA, 572 nt
Organism: Mitosporidium daphniae
Lineage: Eukaryota; Fungi; Microsporidia
Exons: 1
Source: RefSeq, a predicted model, not a curated record